Messenger RNA from Acanthopagrus latus (yellowfin seabream), 1406 nucleotides. RefSeq names its product T-cell-specific surface glycoprotein CD28. The coding region runs from base 515 to 1162 and encodes 215 amino acids. The record is from RefSeq and is a predicted model, not a curated record. The transcript has 4 exons. Gene Ontology annotation, cellular component: external side of plasma membrane. Gene Ontology annotation, biological process: T cell receptor signaling pathway; regulation of T cell proliferation. Lineage: Eukaryota; Metazoa; Chordata; Actinopteri; Spariformes; Sparidae.
AUGACCCAGUAUAAAACACCACACUGGGUACACAGCAGCUUCCACAGGGAGCAGAACUGUCCUGCCAUGACCUUUAAAGCCGACAGAAAUACAGGAACCUGCUCUUACAGUAACACAACUUCAGACCUCAAAUGUCAUUAAAAAAAAAAACAAAACAAAACUCUGGGACAGGAUGGAAACUUCGCAAGAGGAGGAGUCUGUGUCACAGGAUGUUUUUCCUCCAAGAGAGGAUGUGUAAAGGUUCAGUCAUCGCGGCACCGUGGGAGUGCUUCAAUCAGAGGCAGAUAUGAUGCGCUACAGUCAGAGGGGCGUGCGCAUGGAACCGGGCCCGGUGAUGUCGGGGUGACAGAUCAGAGUUCGUCUGCGUUUCGUUACAUUGAGUCUGAGGAACCUCGAAGUGUUUUUUGUUUUUUUGUUUUUUUAAUUUUUUAUUCUUGUAGGUGAUGAGGAGAGGCCUCGAGGGCACCAUCCUGCUGCUGGAGGCAAGUUCACGCUCUCGGUGCGAAAGAUCAAGAUGAGUGCUCGCUGGGUGUUCGUGAUCCUUGCGUGCUGCAGACUGUCUCACGCCAGCCAGCCCCAGGCCAGCCGCGCCUGCUAUGACAGGCUGACAACCGUCUGUGUGUCCGCCGGAGAAAACGUAUCCGUGUCAUGUCCAAAGGCAGAAGGGGAAGAGGUGACAUACAACCUUUUUCAGAACGAGGAUCUGGUUUACAACCACACAUGCAACCCCGGUGCCUGUACGGCACAGUGCACUUCCACUGUGGGUCUGCACGAAAACACAGAGAACAAAUCGGUCAGUUUCGUGCUCAGCGUAGUGAACGCCAGCAGCCAUUAUGUCUACAGAUGCGAGAGGAAAGUCUCCUUCCCUCCUCCCUUUAAAACAGAACCAAGUGAUUUGAUCCUUGUACUCGUGGAAGGACACCAUUGCAAUAUAACCCAUGAAACCCCUGUAAGAACAGUACAGUACUGUGGAUUUUACUGGAUUUUGAUUGUUGCAAUUGUCAGCCUCUACAGCGUAAUUGCCACCGUAAUCGCCAUCUUCAACUGGGUCAAGUUGAGGAGGACGGACUCCCAGAGUGACUACAUGAACACCAAACCCAAACCAGCAAAGGACCGCAGGAAGAAGAGAGGGGUUCAAAAUGGAUUCCCACGACACUUCUGAUUACCUGCGCACCAUGGGAUUAUUUGCACACCCCUCAUCACCUUUUAUUUAAAAAAAAAAAAAAAAAAUGGAGGGGGACCCUCGUCGUAGUUUGCCCUAAAUGGAACAUUGCUUGUGAGGCUGUGUCUGCCGGUAGUUUCAGCAGAAGUAGCAAAUCUUUUACAGUUGUACUGAGAACAAAAAAAAAAAAAAAAAAAAAAAACAAUAAAGAAAAAAAGAAAGAAAAAAAACCCAUCUCACCCAA